AACCCACAUUUUACUGGUGUGCAUAGGUGCACAUGUGUGCAUCUCAUACAGAGAGCAAGGAAGGCAGUGAGCAGGAGCUCACAAGUGGCAGAGGUUAAUGAGAGAGAUGCUUGGAAUUGGGAAGAAGACGGAAAGCUUUCAGGUCAAAGGUCAGGCUUUUUAAGGCAACAAGAUUUAAUGCCUGGAGGAUACGCUGUUGUUCCCAACGCAGAAAACAACAACAACAACAAAAAAAGAGAUUUUCUGUGUUUAAAAGAGCAGAAAACUGGCCUGGUUUACAGCAAAUAAGCAUAUUUGAAGAAAAAUAGCGAUGGAAAAUUUGCCUGUUUACCACGGACCUAUCGGCAAGGAGGAGGGCGAGCGACGGCUGGGCCAGGACGGGCGGGAUGGGUGUUAUCUGAUCCGCAACAGCGACUCGUUGCCGGGCGUUUACUGCCUGUGUGUGCUGUGCAAAGGCUACGUCUACACCUACAGACUCUACAGGGAUGACACUGGCUCAUGGGCUGCAGAAACGACUCCCGGUGUGCAGAAAAGGUAUUUUCGACAGAUCAAGAAUUUGAUAGCAGCUUUUCAACAGGCCGAACAGGGAAUCGCCAUGCCGUUACUGUACCCCAUCACCGCCCAGGGACGGGCCCACACCCACCCGCAGUCACACGUGCUCAGUAGCAGCCCGUCAUCACCUCCUGCCAGUCAGCACUCUUCCGUCCAGCAGCGGACGCCAAAUGCCAUUCAGAAAAACAGGAACAAGAAGGAGGUGCCGCAAACUUUUGGUUAGGGGCAAACCCUGCACUCAACCCUGAACUAUAGUUGUGAAAAACACAUUUUCUGCUUACAUUGACCAGUGUGACGUACAUGUGAUUUUUUUUUUUUUUUUUGUCUUACUCAAACGUAAUUUUACCCCCAUUUUUUUGUCUUUGUCGUCCUGUAUCUGCAGCACAGAAAAUGCUUCUAACUGUGUAAAAUAUUGAUCUGCUGUAACAUUAAUAUCUAUAAAUGUAUAAAUAGACUGACAAUAAAUAUUGGGCAACUUUU
Molecule: messenger RNA, 1032 nt
Organism: Oryzias latipes (Japanese medaka)
Lineage: Eukaryota; Metazoa; Chordata; Actinopteri; Beloniformes; Adrianichthyidae
Product: SH2 domain-containing protein 1A
Biological process (GO): regulation of immune response; regulation of signal transduction
Source: RefSeq, a predicted model, not a curated record